This is a messenger RNA of Alosa sapidissima (American shad), 5753 nucleotides long. It is a transcript of the gene glcci1a, whose product is annotated as glucocorticoid induced 1a. The record is from RefSeq and is a predicted model, not a curated record. Gene Ontology annotation, biological process: podocyte development. Gene Ontology annotation, cellular component: cytoplasm. The coding region runs from base 462 to 2078 and encodes 538 amino acids. The transcript has 9 exons. NCBI's taxonomy places the organism in Eukaryota, Metazoa, Chordata, Actinopteri, Clupeiformes, Clupeidae.
UCACUAGGAGUAAUGCUGGGAGAGAGGGGUGCCGAGACUGCCGACUCAAGGGACCAGCGCUUUAUUCUGCCAAAACUUUAAAAUCUUUUCGUUUUCGUGGGAUACUCUUAUUUUAGCACCAAACUACGCCUGGAAGUUGCACAUGACAUCGUGGGUUCGAUAGUAGACCAAACCGAAGUUAUUUCGAGAAUAUUUUGACAGACAAACAUGUAUAGAUAGCCUAUCAAGCUAACGAACACAGUUAACGUUAACUCGAAAACAGUUCUUAACUGUCAAUUUACAACCAGUUGUGAAGAAAAUCCGAUGUCCUGAAUACUUGUAGAACUGUUUCUAGUGGUUUUCCAGGCGAACACUUUCAGGGAUUUUUAAGAAGUGUUUGUUAAGUUUUAUUAUUUCCGUUCGUUGAUUUAUAGCGUUUCUGCAUACUUUACAAAUUCGUAAGUAACGCUGUAGUGUCAAUCAUGUCAGCAUCAUCUGCGAGCUCAAGUCAUUACCAGCAGCAACAGCGGGGUAACGUCAAACGGAGCAACGACGGGUCCCCCACCUCCUCCUCAUCGACCCCCGGUGGCAGCUACAAUAACAACAACAGCAGCAACAGCAUCCCCAGCCGGCUGCAACCCAUCCGCGCCACGGUGCCCUUCCAGUUAUUGCGUGGAAAUCAGCAGAGCCCAACCCGCUCCCCUUCCUCCUUUUCAGUCGGGAGUCUCACAGGACCGACGUCUCCCAGCUGCUCCAGUCCAACCAGUCCAACGCUGCUGCUCGCCAACCCGGCUGGUAACGGCUCGGUUGACGGCCGGCUGUUCGCCCGACAGAGACCUUCUCCGCCGGACAACUGGGGCUCGCCAGAGCUGUGUCCAAACUCGCCGGUCUUCAGAGUCGAGCGGUCCAAGCCUCAGCAGCCGGUACGCAGUGCGGGGCCGAUCAGACGGACGUCCUCUCUGGGUGCCAUCACUGGCCCCUACCUCAGCGGCCACUGGCCCCGAGACCCACUCAUCUGCUACCCUUCGUGCAUGAAAGACAAGUCUACGCAGACUCCUGGAUGUUGGAGUGAAGAAGAAACCGAGAACAGGAGCACACACCAGCGCUCCGCAUCGUGGGGCAGUUCUGACCAGCUCAAAGAGAUCGCUAAGCUCCGGCAGCAGCUGCAGCGCAGUAAGCAGGCGGCUCGUAAGGAGGGGAAGGAGCGCCUGUCUCCGCUGUCCAUCCCUCAACAACACUCGGCCCCGUCGCCAGGCAACACACCCAGUGGACAGCCCAGCACCGCCAACAUGGCCAGCCAAGCAACGUCUCCCAUGUCCUCCAAGUCUCAGAUGUCGCUGUCGAGCAUCACAGUCCCCAAGCCGACCAUCUCCAGGGUGCCCAGCAGCAUGGAGGGCAUCAACCACGAGCUGGAGAAGGUUUUCAUCAGAGAGGGAGGGGAGAAGGAGGAGCUAAAGGCUCUGGAGGUGCCUGAUGGGCGGCGUGCUCCGUUCCCUCCUCAGCAGCGCAGCAGCAGCAGCAGGAGUGUGGACACUCAGACCCCGUGUGCCCCUGGUCGUUCCAGCAGCUGCUCGUCUCUGUCCCCCUGCCCCUCCCCCGCAUGCCCCCCGGGGGCCAGCUCACACGGGGGCAGCCCCUACUCCACAGACGAGCUGCUGGACGACCGGGACAAAGUGGACAGUGGCAGCAGCUCUCCACUGCCCAAGUUCGCGUCGUCCCCCAAACCCAACAACAGCUACAUGUUCAAGAGAGAGCCGCCCGAGGGCUGCGAGAAGAUCAAGGUGUUCGAGGAGAGCUCCAGGUCGGCCGGUGCGGUGCCGCUGUUCUCGUGUCCAGACAAGAACAAGGUCAACUUCAUCCCCACAGGCUCCGCCUUCUGCCCCGUGCGCCUCCCAUCGGAGCGGCGCGAGCGCGAGGAGGAGGAGGAGGCGGGGCCGAGCUCGGUCGUCAUGGUACCCGGCCACGCCCCCACUCAGGUCUCCGCCAGCACCAACACAGAGGACGCGCCGCCGGACCACGCACCGGACCACGCACCGGACGACCCCGACGCCUCCCCCUCCUCGUCGCCACAGCAACAGCACAGCCUGGCCAUCAGCUAGACUGCCCCACGCUCAGAGCUGGCCUCUGGCGUCCCCCCGCCUCACACACACACACACACACACACACACACACACACACACAGAGCGCUACUCUGUCACACCAACACCCUGUCUGUCCAACUGACCGUCCGUCUUUCUGCAUGGCAUUGCAACAACGUCCUGAACAAAUCAUCAUCUUCAUCAACGAUGGGACGAACAGACAAUCCCAGACACGCACACGCACACACACACACACACACUCCCUCUAAGACUCUUAUCACACCUUUGCGUUGCAAGCGUAAUUUAUAAGCACUAUUGUUUGCAGGGAUGAGCUAAGAGAGUGUGUGUGUUUAUGUAUGCAGUAAAAGCAAAAUGUGUGAGUGUGAUAGCAGUAAUACGACACUUUUGCGUAAGACAAGGAUGCUGGGUUAGUGUGGUUGGGAGACUGAAGAUAUGCAACACACACAUUUGUUUUGUUUAUUUGUUUUUGUUUACUGACACCUCACAGGAGCUCUCUCUGCUGGCCCUGCUGCACACAUACACACACACACACACACACCCUCCAGGCUUACAUCAACACCAAAGCCAGCUUGUGAUGACAUCAUCGUUUAAUUUGAAUUUGACCAAUCACAGUCGCCCAAUUCAACAGACACUGCAGUCACAAGUGAAGUGUGUGUGUGUGUGUGUGAGAGAGAAGGAGAGUGUGUCCUUACAUUAGAUCUCUGGUGUGUGUGUGUGUGUGUGAGUGUGAGUGUGAGUGUGAGUGUGAGUGUGAGUGUGAGUGUGAGUGUGAGACAAGGCGAGUGUGUCCUUAAAUUAUAGCUCUGGUGUGAGCUUGUGCAAAGUGGAGUGUGUGUGUGUGUGUGUGUAUGUGCAUGCUGGGUUUCUCUGUAGAGUGGAUGAGCUGGCCUGCUUGAGUGCGGGCAUGCUUCAGACUAUGGUAGUGUGUUUAAGGUGCGUGCGUGCGUGCGUGCGUGUGUGGUAUGGUAGUGUGUUUAAGAUGCGUGUGUGUGUGUGGUAUGGUAGUGUGUUUAAGAUGCAACGUGUCAUGCUCCGUGUCUGCAUCCACAGUAUGAAUAAGCUCCUGAUAAAUAAUCUAAUAAAUGAAUAAGCUCUGUAAAUAUGAAUAUACUUUUAAAGAUAUAGAAACCUAUACACACACAUAAAAGACGCAAGCUUGUUUGAACUGAACCUGUGUAUUGCUGUGCUGGAUGUGUGGAAGGGGAAAAGGCUGUACUUUUUUAAGAUUAUGUUUACAAUCUAUCCAGGUUGCGUUUCUAAAGACUUCUUUAAAGAAAACAUUUAUUGUAAAAAAAAUAUAUGAUUAAAAAAAGUUAGGGUCAUAAACACAUAUAUACAAAUCUACAUUUCUAUCAAAUUGGCCGUGAUGCGUUGCACAGCCAAACCCUGGCCACUUGUAUCACCAGUGUAAGAUCCAACCACACACACACACACACACACACACACAGCCAUCAGUACACCACUCGGGAGUGUAAACUCAGGUAAUUUGAAAUGUAUUCGUCCUCCAACAGAUGGCCCAAAUAUCUGCAGCUUCUUUGCUCUGCCUGGUAUGCUACUCCAUGUUUACUCCAUGUUGAUUUGCUCUGCCUGGUAUGCUACUAUGCUACUUGCUCUGCCUGGUAUGCUACUCCAUGUUGAUUUGCUCUGCCUGGUAUGCUACUCCAUGUUGAUUUGACCUUAUUGUUGUAUUUAUUUCAUGUUUUUUUCUAAUUUCCAGACUUUGUUCAGGCAUUUCUCGUGGGUGUGAUGGUAUGCAUGUGUGUGUCAUAGUUAAAAUAUUGAAGUGUUACUACUUCAUACCAAUGUCACACUGUUGAUUGACACUCAUAAUCUUCAAAACUCCUCCCAUUCCAUACUGACUCCUCCCCCCAAUCAUUACAGCCAAGGCAGCCAGUACAUACACACAGACACACACACACACACACACAUACAUACAUACAUACAUACACACACACACACAUACACACAUACACACACACAGACACACAAUCACCACCACCACAGAGCAGCUCUGCCACGUAUAGUCCAGUCAUAUGAGCAACACACUGAGCCCGAGACCAAAGUAAGAACACACACACACACUCUCUAAGGCCCAUACCCUACCACACACACACACACACACAGAGAGACAAAGGCUAGAGGAACUGCGCAGUCCUAAUUCUUUUGUUUAAAACUCCUGCACCUUAUUGAAACGAAGAAACAAACAAAACAGUUAAGGAAAUGGGUGAGCGUUGCUUUAGGAAAAGAUGAAUGAAUGGGUGAGCGUUGCUUUAGGUAAAGAUGAAUGAAUGGGUGAGCGUUGCUUUAGGUAAAGAUGAAUGAAUGGGUGAGCGUUGCUUUAGGUAAAGAUGAAUGAAUGGGUGAGCGUUGCUUUAGGUAAAGAUGAAUGAAUGGGUGAGCGUUGCUUUAGGAAAAGAUGAAUGAGUGGGUGAGCGUUGCUUUAGGAAGAGAUGAUGCAAUAAUACACACACAGGCGUAGUCACGUGGUGUAGCGUUUACUUCAUGUGUACAUCUGAGUGGUCACAUGGCAUGUCCACCUCCCGUGUGAAAUGUGAUGUUUGUGGUUAAAACGUGUCCAUCCCAUGUGUGUCUAUGGGUUUGUGUUGAACUCCAGAGGCUGACCAUUCCACUGACCGGCGCUGUGCCGGAACACAGCCAGCCCUGGGCCGGGGCCGGGCCACGUGUGGGCCAGACCUGGCUGGGGGCUCGCUGGAGUUUGGAUCUUUACGCCAUGAACCCAAAACCAGCACGGCUCCAGUCCAGACCUCAUGCAGCCAUGUCCUGAUCACACUCCAUUACGCAUGCACACACACACAUAUACACACACACAGACACAAAAAGGCAAUAAAUACAGCGGUUUGACCACUGAGUGUUUGCCAGUGUGUGUGUGUGUGUGUGAGAGCGAGAGAGGGUGUGUGUGUGUGAGAGAGAGAGAGAGUGAGUGAGUGUGUGUGUGUGUGUGUGUGUGGAUAUCACUGACUGUUCCGAUAUAUUCCAUAGAAGUCUACGCACGUAAACACAAACCCCAGUAGAGUGGGCUAAACCUCAUUUAACACCCUCUACAGGAAAUGAUAUCACCAUCCUGACCUGGCUCCUGUAGAGAGUUCCGACCUCCUCGUCUGGCCUCUAGUGAUGUCAGCUCCCAGGUCUGCUCUCUCAGCCCCUGAACACACACACACACACACUCUCUGAGCCUUGAGGGUGAUCUGUGUGGAUAAAUAUACUCACACAAACACUAGGAGCCGUGAUGGCAACACACGCUCAGCCAUGGGGGCAAUCUGUUUCUGAACACACGCAGAGCUGAGAGAGUGAUGUUUGUUUCUGAGCACACACACGCAGAGCUGUCAGAGUGAUGUUUGUUUCUGAACACACACACACACACACGUGCAGAGCUGAGAGUGAUGUGUGUGCCCCCCCAGCACAGUGGAGUGCUGAGUCUCUGUGAGCUCUGCUGUGUGUACAUGCUGUGGGUCUCUGGUCGGGGCUGGCCACUGUGUUUGCUAAAGACAUUCGAUAACGCACUUGAUAACACACUCUUUCUCUCUUUCUGUCUGUCUCUUUCUCUCGGUCUGCAUCUGUCCUGGAUGAAGGCUGAGGGGCGGCCACUUGUUUGGUAUUUUUCAAACAUAGAGAUCUCUUGUGUCUUAUUUAAAUAAAGUUAUUAGCAGUAUCAAA